Messenger RNA from Carassius carassius (crucian carp), 3551 nucleotides. Its product is annotated as growth hormone receptor-like. Lineage: Eukaryota; Metazoa; Chordata; Actinopteri; Cypriniformes; Cyprinidae. Gene Ontology annotation, cellular component: membrane; external side of plasma membrane. Gene Ontology annotation, biological process: cytokine-mediated signaling pathway. Bases 347 to 2146 code for a protein of 599 amino acids. Gene Ontology annotation, molecular function: cytokine receptor activity; protein binding. The transcript has 9 exons. The record is from RefSeq and is a predicted model, not a curated record.
CUGGGUGAAAAUUGAAGACUUGAAGUGCUACGCAGUCAACGUGAGACCCUUAAAGAUCCGUGCGGUGCCCCCGCUCCCUAUUAACAAAUAACUGUCAACAACGCGUUAUUCCUGAAAACCGUUCAACGCGUUCAGCGGUAUUUUCGGAAAAGAUGUUCGGGUGAUUUCUGAGUGUGAUUUGAUCACGUUUUUGUUCAGUUUUUCUUGUUUUUGCAUCGGAGUUUGCCGAGAGCCCCACUACAGGCAAGUCUGUUGAUCCGGAUGAACGAACUGUUCAAAAAGUAAAAACUCUCAACAGAUUUUGCUCGCGGACAACUUAUUUGGAGCUGAGGAGACAGCAGAAGCUAUGGCUUACUCUCUCUCGCUCAGUCUGCUCUACCUGGGCUUGCUGUGUGGAAACGGACUGGUGUCCGCAAGAGGAUCCGAGCUGUUCACUGCAGAUCCAAGCAGAGGACCUCAUUUUAUGGGCUGCCGCUCCAGAGAGCAGGAGACCUUCCGUUGUUGGUGGAGCGCUGGGACCUUCCAGAACCUCACCGAGCCUGGAGCCCUCAGGGUCUUCUACAAGACAAAAAAAGCUCUUUCUGAGUGGCAGGAGUGUCCAGACUACACACGUACUGUGGAAAACGAGUGUUACUUCAACAAGACCUACACACAGAUUUGGACCUCCUACUGCGUCCAGCUGCGCUCGGUUCCUCAGAACAUAACCUAUGAUGAGGCCUGCUUUACAGUGGAGAACAUAGUGCAUCCUGACCCACCAGUUGGGCUGAACUGGACUCUACUGAACGUGAGUCGCUCAGGGUUGCACUUUGACGUCCUUGUGCGCUGGGCUCCCCCUCCAUCAGCAGAUGUGCAGAUGGGCUGGAUGAGCCUGGUGUACCAGGUUCAUUACCGGGUCAGGAAUGCCUCCCACUGGGAGAUGCUGGAUCUGGAGAGUGGCACACAGCAGUCAAUCUACGGUUUGCAUACUGACAAAGAGUACGAAGUCCGGGUGCGCUGCAAGAUGCUAGCCUUUGACAACUUUGGCGAAUUCAGUAACAGCAUCAUUGUGCAUGUGGCACAGAUACCAAGCAAAGAAUCAAUGUUCCCGACGACGUUGGUGUUAAUUUUUGGAGUGAUCGGAGUGGUGAUUCUUCUUGUCCUCCUCAUCUUCUCUCAGCAGCAGAGAUUGAUGGUAAUAUUUUUACCACCUAUUCCUGCACCUAAAAUUAAAGGUAUCGACCCAGAGCUGCUGAAGAAUGGAAAGCUUGACCAGCUCCAUUCUUUGUUGAGCAGUCAGGAUAUGUACAAGCCGGACUUCUACCAUGAGGAUCCAUGGGUGGAGUUCAUCCAGCUGGACCUUGAUGACCCUGCAGAGAAGAAUGAGAGUUCUGAUACACAACAUCUGCUGGGCUUGUCCCGCUCAGACUCUUCUCACUUCCUUAAUUUCAAAAGUGACAACGAGUCAGGUCGUGCUAGCAGCUGUGACCCAGAAAUCCCUAAACCCGUGGACUUGCCUGGCCAUUCUGGACGAGGAGAUAACCACCCUUUGGUUUCCAGAAGCAGCUCAUCCAUCCCUGAUCUUGGCAUCCAGCAGACAUCAGAAGUUGAGGAAACGCCCAUUCAAACACAACCCACUGUGCCCAGCUGGGUUAACAUGGACUUUUAUGCCCAAGUAAGUGAUUUCACACCAGCAGGAGGAGUGGUGCUUUCACCUGGACAACUGAACAGCUCUCCGGUGAAAAAGAAGGAAGAAGAGAAUGAGAAGAAGAUACAAUUCCAGUUGGUUUCCAAUGGAGCCUACACCUCAGAGAACACAUCCAGGCUGCUUUCUGCCGAUAUGCCACCCAGCCCUGGUCCUGAGCAGGGGUACCAAGCAUUCUCAACCCAAGCUGUUGAGGGGAACCUCUGGAAUGGUGAGUACCUGGUGUCCGCCAAUGAUUCCCAGAUGCCGUGCCUGGUUCCUGAAGCUCCUCCGGCCCCCAUACUGCCACCAGUAUCAGACUAUACUGUAGUGCAGGAAGUAAACGCCCAGCACAGCGUCCUCCUGAAUCCUCCUUCCUCACAGCCCGUGAUAUGCCCUCACAGCCCAAACAAACAUCUCUCCGCAAUGCCAACCAUGCCCAUGGGGUACCUCACCCCAGAACUCCUGGGAAACCUGAACCCAUGAAGGAACUAAAAAGCACAAAAUUCAUGGUCUUGUUGUACCUUUUCACUGCUGGAAACCAAAGUUGCAUGAAUGGCGUGACAGUUGAUGGAAAUUCCAUUUUGAUUGGGAAUUCUGCACAUGAAUUUUCUGUAAUAUAUGCAACAAAAUGGAACAAGCUUAAAACAUUUAUUUUCUGUCAGCUGUUGCAGCAGUGAUAUGGUAGCUCACCGGGAAAUUUUAAAUGUGCUUUCAAUUUACAAUCAGAAACAGCUGGUUACAUGCAAAAAAAAAAAAAUCUAUAAAAAUCACUACAGAUAUACGCUCGCUUGCUGUGUCUGAGAACCGUUUUGAAAAUGUGUUUAUCUUAUUACAAAGUUACAGAUCUAGAGCAACUGUGGCAUUGGGAUGAAGAGUUGACUAAAUUAAUUCAAACAUAUCUUUAUAAAAAAUUGUUUACACAGGUGAAAGAUGAAUCACUUUACUCUGAUUACAUCAACCCAGAUUUGCUCAUAUAUGGUAUAUUAAAUAUAUUCCAUUGCUUCAUAUCAAGGUUCCUGAAUUAUUUCGUUUUGUGGACGAGUCAGUAUAUUUUCUCAAGUCUCCACACAGCCUUGAUCUUAAGGGAACCUGCUUCCCCAGAUUUAUGGGAGCCAUUUUGAGCGCUGCAUCCUUUCUGCACACUUUAUCUUCUGCCACAUCCAGAUGGAUAAACUCAGCAAAUUUACUUUUUUAAUAUGCUAAAUAUGAUUGUGGUGCAAAUGUGUAUUUUAGCAUCACUAUAUAUGACUGUAAUAUUUGCCAUCAUUACUAGAAAAGGUUAAGACGAGUUUUUGUAAUGAUAAUAGCCCACUGAACAAGGUGUUACCUUGUUCAAAAAGUGAAAAAAAUACAUUUUUAUUUGUAUGUGUUCAGGGGAAAUGUCAAAAACAAAGUGCUUAUAGAGUCUUUGCUGUGCAAUGCAGACUGUAUGGCAAGUUUUCUUAUAUGUUAUCUUUGUACAUGUAGCAGUUUUAUAUUGAUGAAGACACUAUAAAUGUAUACAUGCAUUUACAAUGAGAGUUACACUACAGAAUAGCUGGGAAAGAUGUGCCAAUUUUUGGACUUGUUUAAUUAGAAAAAGACUUGCAAUUAAGUAAGGCUACAAUUCUUGCCUGGACAAUGAAUUAAGUGAUGUCCUCUAGAAACAGCAAAUUAUUGUGCACCAUGGCCUCUACACAGGGACAAAAGCUGCUUUUAAGUAGAGCUAUUUUAUGAAAUCAUGCAUUAUAAUAACUGGAGAAUUAAAAACUAUCUUUUUUAUUUACAACCAUAGAGUGUUAAGAUUUGUCAAGCCACAUAUUGGAAACCCAUUUGGUGAAAUUCUCACAGAUGUAAUUCUAUGUUCUUGAUAAGUUUGUACAGAAAAAGUACUGCUUGUUAAGUUUUA